Trematosphaeria pertusa is the source of this 576-nucleotide messenger RNA. Its product is annotated as rotamase-domain-containing protein. Lineage: Eukaryota; Fungi; Ascomycota; Dothideomycetes; Pleosporales; Trematosphaeriaceae. Gene Ontology annotation, cellular component: cytosol; nucleus. The record is from RefSeq and is a predicted model, not a curated record. The transcript has 4 exons. Gene Ontology annotation, molecular function: peptidyl-prolyl cis-trans isomerase activity; protein binding. The coding region runs from base 1 to 576 and encodes 191 amino acids.
AUGGUAGGCUCCCCAUCAGCCGACCAGACUGGCCUGCCCGAGGGCUGGGAGGUGCGCCGCUCCAACACCAAGAACCUGCCGUACUACUUCCACCCCGCGACCAAAGACUCGAGAUGGGAACCGCCCGCGGGCACGGACCCGGAGAAGCUGAAGGAGUACAUGGCAAAAUACCACAGCUCCAAGGGCGUCGCGCCCGCCAAUCUUGGGCCUCAGGAUGGCAAGAUCCGAUGCGCACAUCUGCUUGUAAAGCACCGCGACAGUCGGCGACCGGCUAGCUGGCGUGAGCCGAGGAUUACGCGGAGCAAGGACGAAGCAACGGCCCUCAUCGAGGAGUACCGCAGCGUGAUCAAGAAAUACGAGGCGAACCCCAAUGACCCGGAGGGAAAGUCUCUCUCCGAGCUGGCGACAACGGAAUCCGACUGCAGCAGCGCGCGAAAGGGGGGAGACCUGGGCUUCUUUGGCCGGGGCGACAUGCAGAAAGAAUUCGAAGAGGCUGCGUUUGAGCUCAACAAGGGCGAAGUGAGCGAUAUAGUCUACACGGCGUCUGGAGUGCACUUGAUUCAGAGGUUGGAGUAA